AUAAAAAUUCACAAUCGUAAAUAAUGAAUGAUCUCUAAUCUAUUCCAUUCUCCAUUUGAAAUCCAACAAUGAGAGUGCAGGCGCUAAGGUGAAAUUGAAUUUUUAUUCAAAUUAAUUUUGUAAAGAAAAACCCAAAGACGAGAACGGAAAAAAUGUCGACGGAACCAAUGGAUUGGGAUUCCUCAAACUACAAACCCUACACACUUUCUCAAACCCUAACCGGUCACAAACGCGCCAUCUCCGCCGUUAAAUUCUCCUCCAACGGCCGUCUUCUUGCCUCCUCCUCCGCCGACAAAACUCUCCGUACCUACGGUUUCACCAAUUCCGAUUCCGAUUCCGACAGCCUAACCCUAUCUCCUAUGCAACAAUACGAAGGCCACGAACAAGGCGUUUCCGACCUCGCUUUCUCCUCCGAUUCUCGUUACCUAGUUUCAGCCUCCGACGACAAAACCCUCCGGUUAUGGGACGUUCCAACCGGAUCACUCGUGAAGACUCUUCACGGUCAUACAAACUACGUUUUCUGUGUUAACUUCAAUCCUCAGUCGAAUAUUAUCGUUUCUGGUUCGUUCGAUGAGACUGUUAGGGUGUGGGAUGUUAAGUCUGGGAAGUGUCUUAAGGUUCUUCCGGCGCAUUCUGAUCCUGUUACAGCCGUUGAUUUUAACCGCGAUGGGACUCUCAUUGUUUCUAGUAGCUAUGACGGUCUUUGUAGGAUUUGGGAUGCUUCCACUGGUCAUUGUAUGAAGACUCUCAUUGAUGAUGAGAAUCCUCCUGUUUCUUAUGUCAAGUUUUCACCCAAUGCUAAGUUUAUUCUUGUUGGUACUUUGGAUAACAAUUUGAGGCUUUGGAACUAUUCUACCGGGAAGUUUCUGAAAACUUACACUGGUCAUAGUAAUUCAAAAUACUGCAUUUCGUCAUCUUUUUCUAUAACAAAUGGGAAGUAUGUUGUUGGUGGUUCGGAAGAUAAUAGUAUAUACUUGUGGGAUCUGCAGUCGAGGAGAGUAGUUCAGACAUUGGAAGGUCAUUCUGAUACUGUUGUGUCUGUCUCGUGUCACCCUACGGAGAACAUGAUUGCUUCGGGUGCUCUCGGCAAUGAUAAGACUGUGAAGAUAUGGACUCAACAGAAAGACUGAUUCAAUUUGGAGUCUGGGAAAAUGUUCCAAUGAAUUAGUGAAAAUUAAGAUAGCAGUAACUGAAUACUUGCAAUGAUACCUUUUAGCUCAUUUUGCAGUUUAGGACUUGGGUUCAGAAACUUUAUAGCAUAUGUAGUUGAGAUCAUUAUUAUUUACAGUCUGCUCAGAAAAUGGUUUCAAGAAAAUUGAGUUGAUGGAUGAAAAUGUGAAUUUAUGAAAAUAAUGAUGUUUUGGUUGUUUAAUAAUAAAAAAAUGUAUGUGCUGUGAAAAUUUAAGGUUCCCUCUAGUUCUAUAAUAUUGGAUUAAUUGCAUACACAA
This is a messenger RNA of Cicer arietinum (chickpea), 1448 nucleotides long. RefSeq names its product COMPASS-like H3K4 histone methylase component WDR5A. Gene Ontology annotation, molecular function: protein binding. The record is from RefSeq and is a predicted model, not a curated record. NCBI's taxonomy places the organism in Eukaryota, Viridiplantae, Streptophyta, Magnoliopsida, Fabales, Fabaceae.